UGGGACAUUUUAUUAUGGUUUUCUGGUUGAUUUCCAAUCACUCUCGCACUAUUUUCACAACGCUGGCAAUGCUGUCACUGUCACCAAAAUGCGACCGUUCAUUUCAAAAACAUGCCCCCUUAUCGCAAAAUUCAAUAUCGCGACAUUUUCCACUCUACUAUCGCAAGCCAGCAUGACUAGUCUAGAAGCAGCGAAGAGAUUGGCAGCCUAUCAAGCUGUAGAUCAACAUAUCAAGUCCGGUUAUAUAGUGGGCAUAGGAAGUGGCUCUACAGUGAUCUAUGCUGUAGAGCGCCUGGCUCAGAGAGUUGCAACUGAAAAAGUGGUGGUUUCGUGUGUGCCCACAUCCUUCCAGGCAAGGCAAUUGGUGGUCCAAAACCAGUUAACCCUUACGGAUCUGGACGUGACCCCCAACUUGGACGUUUGCAUUGAUGGUGCUGAUGAAGUCGAUUCUAACCUUGAUCUUAUCAAAGGGGGAGGUGGAUGCUUGCUGCAGGAGAAAAUUGUGGCCAGCUGCGCUCGCAAGCUGAUAAUCAUAGCAGACUACACAAAAAACAGCUCUCAACUAGGUGAACAGUACAAGAAAGGCAUUCCAAUCGAAGUGGCCCCCAUGGCUUACUUCCCAAUAAAAACUCGCCUUGAAGCAAAGUAUCAAGGGCAAUUUAUGCUGCGAAUGGCGGUGAAUAAGGCAGGCCCUGUUGUAACUGAUAAUGGCAAUUUUAUCCUCGAUUGGACAAAUUUCGACCAAACCUUAGAAUGGAAAAACGUUAACCAGGAACUGGCACUGAUCCCUGGAGUGGUAGAGACCGGAUUAUUCAUCCAAAUGGCUCAGGAGGCCUAUUUCGGGAUGCCCAAUGGGAGCGUGAAGGUUCAGAAGAGAUCUGCUGCUAAUAGCUUGCCAUUUUUUUCAUCUGACUAAAAAAUAUAUAGACAAAACCAUUGUGAUAUAUUGAACACAUAUUUGUAGACAGCCAGAUACUUCAACUUUAGUUAAGUUUAAAAUAUUACAAAGGGGCUUUUAUAGUGAUUGUACGGGGCGACAAAGUUAUUUUUGUAAAAAAUAUAUUAAGUGUAUCAAAAAUCGGUGAAUAUAUCGUGGCAAACCGAA
Molecule: messenger RNA, 1105 nt
Organism: Dendroctonus ponderosae (mountain pine beetle)
Lineage: Eukaryota; Metazoa; Arthropoda; Insecta; Coleoptera; Curculionidae
Product: ribose-5-phosphate isomerase
Exons: 2
Coding region: 89-916 (275 amino acids)
Biological process (GO): pentose-phosphate shunt, non-oxidative branch; D-ribose metabolic process
Cellular component (GO): intracellular membrane-bounded organelle
Molecular function (GO): ribose-5-phosphate isomerase activity
Source: RefSeq, a predicted model, not a curated record